This is a messenger RNA of Phacochoerus africanus (Common warthog), 621 nucleotides long. Its product is annotated as developmental pluripotency-associated protein 3-like. Gene Ontology annotation, biological process: epigenetic programing of female pronucleus. Lineage: Eukaryota; Metazoa; Chordata; Mammalia; Artiodactyla; Suidae. The transcript has 4 exons. The coding region runs from base 178 to 621 and encodes 147 amino acids. The record is from RefSeq and is a predicted model, not a curated record. Gene Ontology annotation, cellular component: nucleus.
CUUGAUUCCUAGGUUGGAUUUUUCUCUCACCACAGCGGGGGCAGAUUGGAUUUUUCUCCCUCUUUCUUGUCGCCAAGUUUCUCCAACGCUACGUUGUAGCAAUUUGAGAGUCUAAAGGAUCAGCUUCCAGUGGAACCCAAAGACAAGGAAGAGCUUCUGACUGUGACUAGACUCCCAAUGGAUCCAUCAGACAUUAAUCCAACCCGGACUCAGGCUUGUCCUCAAAUGUUCGUUGAGGAAAAUUCCCAGGAAAUGCCAGCUGCCUCUCAACCCGUCUCUGAUGUGUUCAUACAGAACCUCAGUAACUUGACGCUCAACCCUAGUACCCGGGUGACAUCCAUUCACCCAGAAUAUCCACCUCAACCAACUGAACAGAGACCCGCCUUUCAAUCUGUCUCUGAUGUAUUCAUAAAGAACUUCAGCCAUUUGACUCUCGACCUGAAUACAAAAUUGCCAUCCAUUCAACCAGAAUAUCCAUCACAAGCAACUAGGGGGCGACUUGGGGAAGAUGUCAUCUAUAGGAAGAAAGGGGUGAGGAUGAUGCUGAGUGCUCGCAGACCAAGAGUGGAAUGGCUGAUUCGAUACACGGUUCGGCGAACCUCUGUCAACAUCUACAAGUGA